AUGAAACCAUGGACUCCACCUAAGCGAAUGACUAAGCGUAGUCUAUUAUCAGAUAUCAAUAGUAUUUAUGAUCCCAUUGGUUUAAUUACUCCAGUACUCAUCAAAGGAAAAGUAUUUUUACAACAGUUAUGGAGUCUGAAAAUCUAUUGGGAUGAAGUACUAUCAGAUGACAUUUGUUCAAGGUGGACAACCUUCUAUUCCAGUCUCCUUCAACUUGUUGAUUUGUCAGUACCUAGAAAGGUGUUACUCGCAGAUGUUGUCACGCUUCAAAUACACGGCUUUUGCGACGCGUCUCAAUUGGCAUUUGGUGCAUGUGUGUACCUGAGGUCGGUCGCACUUAACUGCAGUGUGUAUAUACACUUGUACACAUCAAAAUCCAGGGUUUGCAUUAAUGAAGGCCACGACUAUACCGUGGCUCGAGUUAUAUGGUGCUGUGAUAUUAGCCUGAACUAG
This is a messenger RNA of Macrosiphum euphorbiae (potato aphid), 453 nucleotides long. The record is from the annotation of a GenBank genome assembly. Lineage: Eukaryota; Metazoa; Arthropoda; Insecta; Hemiptera; Aphididae.